AUGCCCGGCGCAAGCGUUGCGGUCCUUCCCACGUCCGCUUCAUCAACACCGGCCUCCCGCAAGGCCUCACUCGCCCCGGAACGCAAGUACAAGUGCCAGUUCUGCAACAGAGCCUUCAGCAGAAGUGAGCACCGCAGCAGGCAUGAGCGCUCUCAUACCAAGGAGCGCCCUUUCAAGUGCAUGAAAUGCCGGAGCACGUUUGUCCGACGCGAUCUUCUACUUCGGCACGAUCGAACUGUACAUGCCAAAGAUGGCGGCAUCCCUUUGCACAGCGACGGCAAGCGACGUUCUGGUCCCAAGACGAGAGCCAUCGGCGGACCUGCCAAGACGCCUAUGCUCGACCAGUCUGCGAUAGAUCAGCUCGAGGCCGCCUCCCACGAUGGCACUAUUGACGUUGAGACUGCCGCCAUGCUUGUCGCCGAUUUCCAGCACAAGGCUGCCGCAGGAGCCCGUUCCGCAGGUAGCCACUACGAAGGAAGUCCCUCGGUGCCCUACUCGCCGCACGCCAUGGAGUCUACUGUCACGUAUCCCAAUGGCGCCUUCCCGGUGCCCCAGUGGGAGAGCUUCAUGUCUCAGUCAUCAGAACCCAAGGCACACUCCAUCGCCUCCUCGGCCUCUGGCUCGUUCGAGUCGCAGCAGUCGUUCAACAGCGGAAGCACCGUGCAGCCUCAUCACAAAGUUCAGCUUCCCCCUAUCAACGGCCAGACUUGCAACGGCCUUGUUCCUGCUCUUCAGUCCAUGAUCAACAGCCUUCCUAAUUCUGCUGCCGGAACUCCCACACCACUGAGCCCUUACGUCAACGAGGCUAGUUUAUCGUCUGCCGGCUUCCGUGCGCCUCAGGUCGCUAGCGACGAUGAGCGUAACCAGAUCUUGGACAACAUUCGGGCCAAUGAUGCCGAGCAUGCUAUUCCUGAGGGCUUCCGCGUGCCCAACUUGACGUCUCUCAACCGUUUUUUGUCAACGUACUUUGGCUUGUUUCACCACCACCUGCCAUUCCUGCACCCUGCUUCUUUUGAUUCAACUAGGGUCUCUCCAGCUCUGCUUCUAGCCGUGCUGAGUAUUGGUGCGCUCUACGCUUUCGAUCAAGACCAGGCUUACAUGCUCCACAUUGGCUCCAAGGUCCUCGUCAACCAGUUCCUCCUUAACAAGGAGAACUUCAGCUCACGCAAGUGCCCUCUGUGGACAAUGCAGGGCUCUUUGCUCAACAUGAUCUUUGCCAGCUGGAGUGGUGAUCCCAAGGGUCUCGAGUGGGCUUGCUCUAUCAAGAGCUUGCUCGCGAAUAUGGUUGCUGGAAACCGGUACGAACUCAAGCUACGCCAGGAAGCUCGCGGAGGUGCACAGCCGGCUCGCGCCGAGUGGGUGGAAGAUGAGGGCUGUCGCCGCACUUACUACGCCGUGUACAUCUUCUUCGGGCUGCUAACGCUGACUUACAAUCACACCCCUGCCAUCAGCUUCAAUGAAUUUGAAGACCUUCAACUUCCGUCUUCGGAAGCACUCUGGAACCUCAAGGUUACGGAUGAGGCCGCUUGGCAGGAGCAGUUGAAGUCGUCGCCCAUGGCAACCUUCAUGGAAGCGCAUGACAAUCUGUUCCAGGGAGAAACACUCAGGUACAGCGCGUUUGCGUCGAGGGUCAUGAUAAAUGCCCUGUUCCUUGAAGUGUGGUACCAUAAGCGCAGUCCUGAGGCUCUUCAGGAUGUUGUGACUGAGUACAAGCUCAGACUCGCUCUCGAGACAUGGGAGAAAUCCCUCGAGCUCUGUGAGCCCGAGAAUGUUGCGGUUCCAUUGAGCGCCCCUCACAAGGGACACCCUCUCAUCUUCAAUGCCAAGGCUCUUUACAGGAACGCCCGGGCUCGGUUGGAGGUCGACUUGAAGUCCGUGCAGGAGGCAUUGCGAUACCACGACUCGUACGAAGUCGCGGCUGCCAUGACAAACGCACGCGACCGCGUCAAGCGCUCUAGCGAGAUGAUCAAGGUAAUCCAAGAAUGCUACAAUUGCAUUGAGAUUGCUGUUGUGCAAGGUGUGCGCUGGGUUGCGCGUACUUCGCCAACGAACUGGAGCGUAGAGCACGCCUUGUGUGGUCUUGACCUGAUGAUUGUCCUCUCCCUCUGGCUAUACCGUCUGGAACAUGACGAGGAGCCGGCCACCGAGGAAGAAUUAGUCAUGUACAACAAGGUCCGCCAGCUCUUCGAAAAGGACAUCGACGAAGCGUACGCUUCCCAGAUUAGCUCGGUUGUUGCUCGGCUUUGGGGAAGCAUGCUUGACGAGGUCGUCGUUUGGGGAAUCACCAGAUUGAUGGGCGAGUCUUUUCGCCUCCACGCGCAAGCGCUCGUGGGCUAUGUCGACGACAUGGAAGCAUCCUCCAGCGUUUCUACGCCUUCGAUGACAUCGCAGGGGGCGGACGAGGACAGCGUGUACUAG
Colletotrichum chrysophilum is the source of this 2418-nucleotide messenger RNA. RefSeq lists its product as uncharacterized. The transcript has 3 exons. Gene Ontology annotation, cellular component: chromatin. Gene Ontology annotation, molecular function: DNA-binding transcription factor activity, RNA polymerase II-specific; RNA polymerase II cis-regulatory region sequence-specific DNA binding; zinc ion binding. Lineage: Eukaryota; Fungi; Ascomycota; Sordariomycetes; Glomerellales; Glomerellaceae. The coding region runs from base 1 to 2418 and encodes 805 amino acids. The record is from RefSeq and is a predicted model, not a curated record. Gene Ontology annotation, biological process: DNA-templated transcription; regulation of transcription by RNA polymerase II.